UAGAAAAAGACCGCCAAUCAGUAGUAACAGUAAUGUUAGGUAGGUCUCAACUGACCCAAACCGAUAAACGUCAGGGGCCUGAGGGGCCGUAUCUUUUGCGCAUGCGUAUUACGCGAUGUACUGAUUGUAGGUACGUAUAGUAGAAGCGCAUAGUUUGUUUUGCAACGGUAAUUGUCGUAAUAAUUUUUAACAAAAUAUGAGCGAGGGAGAAAACAAGAGCGCUCUGUUAAAAUCUAAAUACAAACAUUCUAAUCAGUCGUAUCCCACGGAUAUUUGUAACGAAGAUGAUCAUGACUGGUGGGCAAGCGACAGCGGUUCCAGCACGGGAUCAUAUUAUUCGGAUACCGAUAGUUCUAUAGUGGAAUGGGAAUCGGAAGUUGGGCCCAAUGGAGAAGUAUUUUACAUAGAAUCCGUGGAAGAGAGUUUGUACGAGAAUUCUACAGCUUUGGAUGACAAAAGUGACAGUCCCCAGUCUGAAUUGAUACGUCGCCGUAGCACCAGAACUGGCAAACUAUUUCGUCUCAUCAGACGUAAAGAAAGUAAGCGAUGGAGCACCAGAAAUAAAAGAAUAAACAACACCGUAACAAACAACGCUCUUGUUCAGGAGAAAGCAAACAGAAGCGAAAACAAAGAAGUUACAUUUCGAGAGUUUCAGACGGGAGAAGUUCGACAAGUUACAUUGUGGGUUGAUCCUGAAAAAAGACACAAGUUGGGUAGAAGAGCAACUUUGUGCGAGGCAUACUUUGGUAUUAUACCGGGAACGUUCUCAGACACAUUAAGGGUCAUGGUUGCAGGAUUCAUACCGGAUGGCGAAGCUAUGAAGAAUAAAAACAUAAAAAUUGGCGAUUGGUUACGGAAUAUUGAUUCAAAUGCUGUCACUUCUCAAAAUUUAGAUCAGAUAUUGUCUGAAAUUACCACACCUUCAACUGUAACAUUAGAAUUGCAAAGAGUAGCUAACGUCGAUGUUACCGAAAAGUUAUCAAAAAUUAAUGAACCAAAACAAUCGAUGUUAGCUCAAUACUUAAUAAAUAGAGACAAUAGUAAUUCUUUUAUGGAAUCCUUUUUGGAUUAUCUGUUAGGCGUAAUAUAUUUAAAGACCGCGGACCUUUCGGAAAUGGAACAAGAAUUGCAAGGUGUGCUGUACACAUUUCCGCGAUCCGAGUCUAAAAGCGUGUAUUCCUUUUUGUGUACUGCAAGAGGAGCUUUUAUAACGCUCAAUCACUUGUUACCGAGUGUAACAGGCUUGCAACCUGUUAGUACAACCGUUCGAACAGGUGAAGAAGAAGCUCAUAUCAUAUAUACAUUUCACGAUGACGAAUUGCUCUUAAUAGCUUUACCUAACAAAUGCUGCAAUUCUCAGGAAGCCGUCAAAAUCACAGAAGAUAUUGUCAGGACAUUGGAAUUUAUUUUUCAGUCGCUGACAAAAUGUUUUACAUCGGAGAAUCGGAUCUUCUUAGAUCAUUUUUUCACUUUAAUUAUGCACAGAUUAAUAAACGUCAAAGAUUUCUGCAAAGAUAAUGAUGAUGCCAGGCAGAAUCUCGUAAAACCGCAAAAUGAUAUGGAAAAUGUAGAAAAUUAUAAAUUCAGAAGUGCUUUUUCAGUUGCAAAUUUUAUUCAGCUACCGAGAGACGCGCAAAUUCAAAUUGAUGCCGCAUUGAGCGAAAUGGAAGCUAUGGAUUACAGAGAUUGGAAUGAGGAUCCUAUGGAUUGCCAGAGAUUGUAUACGAUAUUGGGAAGCUGUAUCUAUCACAAAUGUUAUCUUCUGGGAUCUCAUUUGCCGCACGACGAUUUGAUUGAUGUACAUUCAUUUUUGAGACACAACGGUCUUCUAAAUUUGGUAAAUCAGGAGCAAGUAAAGUGUCUUGUUUUGUGGAAGCAGGUUUAUCCUUCGUCGUGUAAUCGUGGAAACAAUGAAACUAGUAAUAGUAAUAAUAGUCAAUUAUCAAUACCCAACGGAAAAUGGUUUUUACUAAUUGUCGGAUAUGGACAUGACUUAUUGGCAGUUCUAUUAGAAACUGGCGGAUGUACCGCAACAUAUAAUGACGCAAUAGGUCCGGAUAUAUUUUACGUGGAAGAAGCGCAAGAAACGCUGAAGCAUAUACAAAAAAUAGGAGUCACAACUUUGGCCUCAAAGUGGAUUUUGUCUAAUAUCAGACCGGAAGUAAUAUCGUAUGAGGAACAUACGACGACAAAGUCCUCGUCCAGUAUAACAGAAAAUUUAUUUGGAUUAAUAAAAUCGUCCGAUUCGCCAGUUGUAUCAUCUAAGCAGAGUAUUAAUUCUAAUGUGAAUAAAAAACAAGAAGCGUCUUCUAUUUUGAAAAAACGUAGUUCUGAAGAAAAUCACAUUAUAUCGGGUUCCGUAUAUUCUCUACAAACGUCCGAAGAUUCGCUAAGCCAAGGAACGGGCGGUGUGAGUGAAGUGAGCGACGAAGCAAUGCCUAUACUUGGAAGAAGAGCAACUAGAGAUAAAGUCAGUUCAGCUUCAAGAUAUUCGGACGACAGUGAUUCGGAUAUUGAUGUGUACAAGAAUGACAGUCACGUACUCGCAACGGAUAUAUCUAAUAUACGAGAGCGCUUGUUGAACCAAGCUGAAUACUUGAUAGCGAAGAAAUUAACUGCGGGCAAUAAAAAUUACUUAUAUCACUAUGUUCAUCUGGACACGGUGGAGGGUAUUCUACUGUCGUCGAUACCUAUUCAAAAUACACCGAAGGAUAACAAAAUUCUUAUGAAUUUCAAUAAAUGUGUAUAUAUUAUCCACAGAUUGUUACAUAACACAAUAAGAUUUAAAAAGAUGUUAAAUCAAGACAUAGACAAAACUAUCAACAGAAGUUUAAUCGCUGUUAAGGAGCAUGGUGUAUUGUUUGAAUGGGAAAAUACAUCUUUCUGGGUAAUUGGACGCCUCUAUACGAAUCCCCAUCCCAAGGAAUUAUAUGUGUGCCAUCAAGACUCUGCGCCUCAAAAUUUGAUCGAAAUAGCUUUUCAAUUGCACUCGUAGUGUGUGCGCGCGUGUGUAACUU
Molecule: messenger RNA, 3017 nt
Organism: Pseudomyrmex gracilis
Lineage: Eukaryota; Metazoa; Arthropoda; Insecta; Hymenoptera; Formicidae
Gene: in
Product: protein inturned
Exons: 11
Coding region: 197-2995 (932 amino acids)
Biological process (GO): nervous system development; establishment of planar polarity; cilium assembly
Cellular component (GO): cilium; cytoplasm
Molecular function (GO): protein binding
Source: RefSeq, a predicted model, not a curated record